AUGGAUUAUGGAAGUAUUCUUGAUGAACGAACCAAUCCAGCCGCAUUAAUAGUGAGUUUUUAUGGCUUUUUCGUCCCUUUUUCCCAAAUUGGUAGGUACGCGACGAGAAUAGGAGGUCAAUUUGAUUCAUGAUUGGAGGUAUUUUCGAACUAACAUUAAUUUCGCAGCGGGUGGUCAGUAGUGUGAGAAAACAAAAAAAAAGAGUUGAAGAUGUUAGGAUAAUAUUGAUAAAAGAUCAAUAGUUCAAAAGAGUUUGGAAUAUUAUGAAAAUGCUGAUUUUCCAAAUUCUAAAAAAUUAAUAUCAUCUCAAAAUAAAUGUUAUAAAUAGCUGUGAAAAGGUGUCUCUACAAAAAUGCUUCAAUUUUCUGGUUCACUGGUUUUUCUAUAAAAAAUUGUUUCCGGAAUAAUUCAGAGAUCUGGUUCAAUAGAAUAUUUUUGAGAAUAGCUUUUUCAAAAGAGGAAUGUAAUUAAAAAAUUUAAUUCCAUAUUUAAAAUGUUAAAAAUACGUUUCUAAAUCAAAAUUCUGAAUUAAUGUUCCUAUUUUUACAAAAAAAUUUCUGAUUUCUACAUCUACCCAAUUGACAAUUGUGAGUUUCGAAAUUUAAGUUGGAAAGAAACAUGAAAAAAAUUUGGAAAAAAUUGGAACAUUUGCUGUCAUAGGAUUAGAACACAUUCAGAAACUAGUCAGACAUAUCCAAAAUUAUGAUACAUAUCUUGAGAGAUAAAACCAGAAACAUAUAUAGGCGUGUCAUUUCUCAACUAAAGAUCACAUUGGUUUUCUGGAUUCGCUGAUAAUCCUCAAAUUUAACUCUAUCAUCAAAAAUUCACAAUUAAAAAUUCAAAUUCUCACAAACAAACUUACAUCUUUUUCCUUGAACGAAGUUUCUUCAACAAUUUUUUCAUCCGCUUUCCUGAAAAACUUGGGAUUAUCAUGUUUACUUGUUGAAACUCGGAAAAAAAACUCAUAAAAAGGAAAAAACUCAUGAAUAAACCCCAUAAUUUAUUGAAGUAAAGUAAAAUACCCUUUUUUAUUUAUGUAUCAGGUGAUCCAAGAAAAAAUGACAUAAUUUUUUUUAGAAAGGAGAACUAGCUAGAUAUAUUCCAUUUUUUCGAGCAAAUGAAUGAAAUAUUCAUAGUCUGAGAGAAGAAAUAUGAUUUUCUUCCUUUUUUUCUAUAAUUUUUGAUGUUUUGCAGAAUGCACGUGAACAGUAUAUGCGUCAGUGUUCACGCGGUGAACCAUCCGCUGUCGCCACUUUUGCUUAUGCUCAUGCAAUGAUUGGAUCAAAAAAUAAACUUGAUGUGAGAGAAGGAAUUUCUGCACUCGAAAGUGAGUUAUCAAAAAAUUUAAAAAAAAACGAUGAUUAAACAAAAUUAAUUUCAUCAUUUUUUAGAAAUGCUACGCGACGAGGAUGAUGUGACUGGAAAACGACAUUAUGUGUAUUAUUUGGCAUUGGCAUAUGCGAGAUUGAAGGUGCGUGACAAAAGUUGUUUUUCAGAAUCUAGUUUUGUUAUUUUCUUAUAAUGAGAUUUUACUUUUGGAACAAGUUGGGUUGAUUAAAUCUUGGAUUUUGAUCUGUCUGGGAAUUUGUUUUGAAAUAAAUUGAAACUUGGUCUAAACUUAGGAUAAGAUUGAAUGUUGAAUGUUAGCUAAAAAAAACAAGAAACACGUUUUGUGAAAGAAUAUUAUGAUGAGAUCAUACGAUCACAACAAUAUUAGAGAUUAAAAUUAUUUUGGUAUUGAAACAUAUUCAGUAUCCAAUAAUCUAGCGAUACAAACUGGAAACGUAAACUCUAUCAUGAAGUUUUCUAAAAUCAGUUCAACAAAACUAAAAGUUUCAAAACAAGAAUAAUACUUUUUCUCAUGAAACAAGCUGCAGAAUCCCAUAGUUUCAGAGAAAAAAAUAAUGAGGAUAAUUAUGCAUUUCUCAGGUAGUUUUCUAUUUUUCCCAGAAAUUAUUUUUUUUAAUUUUGUGAUCUUGAAACAAGGAUUAGUCUUAAAAUUCAUACGAUAAUUUUCAAAUCUAAAAAAUACAACUUAUGAGAUGUUUCUAUAAAUAUUAACUAGAAAAAAGACUAUGUGAAUAUCCGGAUACAUUUUCCUAGCUGAAAUACAAAAUCAAAAUAUAGACAUAUUUCCAGGAAUACGAUGUGGCUCUCCAAUACAUUGAUAUUCUUCUCGAAGCUGAAAGAAACAAUUCACAAGCGCAAAAUCUGAAAGAAGCUAUCAAAUCAAAAAUGACUCAUGACGGAUUGAUUGGUGCUGCAAUUGUUGGCGGCGGAGCAAUUGCAUUGGCCGGUUUGGUUGCCAUUUUCUCACUCGCUCGAAAAUAA
Caenorhabditis angaria is the source of this 2331-nucleotide messenger RNA. The record is from the annotation of a GenBank genome assembly. Lineage: Eukaryota; Metazoa; Nematoda; Chromadorea; Rhabditida; Rhabditidae.